Aspergillus oryzae RIB40 is the source of this 552-nucleotide messenger RNA. RefSeq lists its product as uncharacterized. The transcript is spliced from 3 exons. The coding region runs from base 1 to 552 and encodes 183 amino acids. NCBI's taxonomy places the organism in Eukaryota, Fungi, Ascomycota, Eurotiomycetes, Eurotiales, Aspergillaceae. The record is from RefSeq and is a predicted model, not a curated record.
AUGUCCCGUGAAGAUUUCAACAAGUCACAGAUUGCCGACCAGCCCCGUCUGCCCUGGAACUGGAGCAACCUAGGCAAAAAUAGUGCAACAACUUUGGGCAUAUCUUUCGUAUCAUGGAAACAGAACUUGGGGAGCAGCGACUCGGUGAUGCCCGCUGUGCGCGUUGCAAAACUAACAAUCAAGAAUGUUGGGUCUACUCGAAGGAGGGCGCAGCGCAAGUGUCUCGCCCGGGCGAUGCCUGCACCCGUUGCCGAGUCAUUUCUUAAAUGGGUGGGUGCAGCUUGUCGAAACGACGCAAGUCACAUAGAAAUAGGACACGGCCAGCCGGCCGGUCAGAAGCGUCAGUGCGGAGGUUGCUUCCAUUGCCCUAUCCGCCUCGUUCACCACGGUCCAAUUCGCAGGGACAUGGAGAGUGAUAGUUUAAGUGCGGGCAUGCAUGCGGCAUAUCGCAAAGUCUUUGUGUCUGCCAUAUCAUUAAGUUUGCCCUCGUGCAUACAAUUAGAUGGCACGGUUUCCUCUAUGGCAUGCUCUGGCUCCAGAAAGGAGCAAUAA